UUUAGGCCUCAGUGGGUCAAAGAGCUUCAAGAAUGGCCAGAAGUGAAAGAAAGUGCUGUGUCUAGGAUAGAGUGCAGAGCAGAGACUUUGCUGCACCCAGGUCAUGCCACUGCCACUGUAACAUCUGCAUUUCUAGAGAAUGAAUAUCAAGCUGACAAGAAUGGUGUUAUUUUCUUCAGGGCUGGUUCUCAGCAGUAUAAGUUAGACUUUGCAGACAUGGUCCAAACAAAUGUGCUCUUUAAAACUCAAAGAAGUGUUAUUCGACUGCCUAAAGAGUCUGAAGAUGGACAAGAUGGAAGCCAAAACAUGACUCUAUCACAUCCUGUCUAUCCUCCACAGUGGGACCAAACUGCACUACCUGAUAUUGGGUACAAGUUGAUACAGCUCAGCACUGAUUCCCAAGAAUAUAUAAAAAUCAAGAGGCUGUUUGAGAAGACAAUGAAAAAUUACUGCAUCAACCAACUGCAGAGGAUUCAGAACCCAACACUUUGGGACAUUUUUCAGUGGCAAAAAGAAAAGAUGAAGAAGCUCCAUCAAUUGAAAGGGGUGAAUGAGAGGCUCCUGUUCCAUGGCACAAAUCCAUCCCAUGUGUCUGCCAUCUGUGAGCAGAACUUUGACUGGAGACUCUGUGGGACUCAUGGGACAAUGUAUGGAAAAGGAAGCUACUUUGCCAGAGAUGCCAGCUAUUCCCAUGAGUACUGCUCCUCUCUCGGUGGGCGCUACAGCAUGUUCGUAGCUCAGGUUCUCGUUGGAGACUUUGUGCGGGGGAACCCUGAGUACUGCCGCCCUCCACCCAGAGACAAAAACUCAAACAGACUUUAUGACAGCUGCGUGGAUGACCCCACAGACCCUUCCAUCUUUGUCAUCUUUGAGAAGCAACAAAUUUACCCUGCCUAUAUCUUGGAGUACAGCCUUGAGACCAGCUGUGUGGUCCUGUAAUGA
Camarhynchus parvulus is the source of this 942-nucleotide messenger RNA. RefSeq names its product protein mono-ADP-ribosyltransferase PARP12-like. Lineage: Eukaryota; Metazoa; Chordata; Aves; Passeriformes; Thraupidae. Gene Ontology annotation, molecular function: NAD+ poly-ADP-ribosyltransferase activity. The transcript is spliced from 8 exons. The coding region runs from base 217 to 939 and encodes 240 amino acids. The record is from RefSeq and is a predicted model, not a curated record.